Molecule: messenger RNA, 1779 nt
Organism: Paramuricea clavata
Lineage: Eukaryota; Metazoa; Cnidaria; Anthozoa; Malacalcyonacea; Plexauridae
Source: the annotation of a GenBank genome assembly
AUGAGUGAAUCAAGCGAGGCGUUGAAGGCAGCCAAGAUACAGCGUCGAUCCGCAAAGGCUGCGUUGACAAGACUGGGAAAAGCGCUGAAUCAUCUGUGCGAGAACGAAAGACCGGCUGAAGAGGUAGGCAAUUAUCUCAUUAAAGUAGAACAAGCCUUUGAUAACGUGGUUUCAAAACACGAGCUAUAUGCAAUUUUAAUUGAUCAAGAUGAACAGUUUGAACAGGAAGAACAGUGGUUAGAUGAAUGUCAAACAUUCUUUUUAAAACUUGAUAUCGAUGCAAAGUGUUAUAUAGAAAAUGUUUCUGCAAAAAUUAGCAAAAGUAGCCUGGACGAAAACCCGCAAAAUUCCUUAGGAAUGAUUGGAAUGCAAAACACACCGAGCGCAAGUAAUACGAGCCCUGAAAUUUCCGAGCCAAGUAUCAGCAAUGAAAACAAUGUGAUUGACAUUUCGACGCCCCAGGAAAAUCCUAGCAUUAAUGACGAAGUUUCUAUCAAAUCGGUCAACAGCCCACGUGAGUUUCUACAAAAUAAUCUUGAACAAAACGCAAGGCAAAGCGCGUCCCAACCAGAAGUUAGUAAUGAAGCAGGACCUGCUUAUAAUUCCACCCCAUGUGGUUUCCGAAUGGAAAAACCAAAAUUGCCCAAAUUUUGUGGUGACGUGCGGGAAUAUGCAAUUUUUUGCGCAGAUUUCAAGCACGCGAUCGAAUCAAGAUAUUCGAAAAGAGACGCGAUAACAUUGCUACGUAUUUGUCUGAAAGAAAAGCCGCUUGGGCUAAUAAAGGGAAUUGGUUCCGACUAUGACGCGGCAUGGGAAUAUUUAGAUUCAAUAUACGGGGACCCGCGGUUUGUUUCUGACACCAUUACUCAGGACAUAGCAAAAUUUAAACCGUUAGAAGAAGGCGAAGAUGUGCGUUUUUGCGACCUUGUUCAUUUGGUGAGACGUAGCUAUAACACACUAAAGGAGGUUGGCGUUCCGAGCGACAUGGACAACAGCCACAUGCUAUCAAUAAUUGAACAAAAGAUGUGCCCAGAUGAUCGAAAGGUUUGGUCAAGAGAUUUAGAAAGAGAGCGAAAACCAGCAACGCUGAAUGCUUUGAUGACGUGGAUGACGAGCGAGAUGAAGUCGCGCAUGCGUGCGACAGCUCCAGUUAGAAGUGGUUUAACAAAUCGACGCAAAAUCAAUCACUUGCACGGCGAAAUCGAAGGCGGGAAUAAGAGCAGAAACAGGUGUUGGCUGUGCAACAACUCAAGUCACUGGCCAGACCAGUGUCAGAAGCUUGCAGCAAUGAGUGUUGAAGAGCGACUCGUGGUGGCGAAAGAGAAUCACGUCUGUUUCAGCUGCUUAAAGAAAGCGGGUCGAGAUCAUCGUCAAGCAAACUGCAGUCGGCGAAAGCAAUGCAACAAAGUUGAGAACGGAAGCCAGUGUACCUUCAGCCACCAUCCUUUGCUACAUAAAUCGAGCGCAGUGGGUGCCACUUUAGCAUCUGUUACCAGCCAGAAAGAUUCUAUGUUGCCAGUGAUUGCUGCCAACAUCUGCGGUCCAAACGAGUUGUACAAGCGUGGGAACGUCCUUCUGGAUUCAGGAGCGAAGAUAAGUUUAAUACGGAGCGAAACAGCAGAUAACCUCGGACUGAAAGGGAGAGAACAUCUCAGUGAACAUAAUCAAAGUAGGUGGAGAAGAGGAAUCAAUUCAUACGAAAAUUUACAAAGUACCAGUAAGCGGAAUCGGAGACCCAAAGAAACAUUCUGUGAGAGCAAUUGGUAUUCCAUGUAUUAG